CAGCCCCGAGUCACAUGUUCUCUAUGCUGCUGCUGCAGCAGCUGACUGGAUACCUGCCUCGACAUUGUGGACAGCACGGCCCCUUCUGUGGGAAGUGUUAUUGAUGCAACUCUAAGGGAAACUCGGCUUUGGUGUCACAUCAUUUUGCCAUGCUGAUUACAUUGUGGUAUUUAUACCUUGCAGCUCGGAGCGUCGCUGAACAAAGCAACACUAAAAAUGGCUUCAGUCCUGGAAAAGCUGAUCACCCCACUGAUCAGCGGUCCUCCUGAGCCCCCCAGAAAUAAAGUGACAGUAGUGGGUGUGGGUCAGGUUGGCAUGGCCUGUGCUGUCAGUAUUCUUCUCAGGGAGCUGGCAGAUGAGCUAGCCCUGGUAGACGUGGUGGAGGACAAGCUGAAAGGCGAGAUGAUGGAUCUGCAGCACGGCAGUCUUUUCCUUAAAACCCCCAAAAUAGUUGCAGAUAAAGACUACUCAGUUACAGCCAACUCCCGUGUUGUUGUAGUCACAGCCGGAGUCCGUCAGCAGGAGGGGGAGAGCAGGCUGAACCUUGUACAGAGAAACGUCAACAUAUUCAAGCACAUCAUCCCUCAGAUAGUGCGAUACAGUCCCGACUGUAUCAUCAUUGUUGUUUCCAACCCAGUUGAUGUUCUGACCUAUGUGACCUGGAAACUGAGUGGCCUUCCUAAGCACCGCGUCAUUGGCAGCGGCACCAACUUGGACUCAGCCCGCUUCCGCUACCUGAUGGCCGACAAACUUGGGAUCCACUCGAGUAGCUUCAAUGGGUGGAUUCUGGGAGAACAUGGAGACACAAGUGUGCCUGUAUGGAGCGGAACGAAUGUGGCAGGAGUCAACCUGCAGGUGUUAAACCCUAACAUUGGCACAGACUUUGAUGAAGAGAACUGGAAAGAAACUCACAAAAUGGUGGUCGACAGCGCAUAUGAGGUGAUCAAACUGAAGGGUUACACCAACUGGGCCAUCGGUCUGAGUGUGGCCGACUUAACUGAGAGCCUGAUGAAGAACAUGAACAGAAUCCAUCCUGUCUCCACCAUGGUGAAGGACAUGUAUGGGAUCAGUGAAGAAGUAUACCUGAGUCUGCCCUGCGUGUUAAACAGUGGCGGCAUCUCCAGUGUCGUAAACAUGACCCUGACAGAUGAAGAGGUUGCCCAACUGCAGGCCAGUGCCAACACUCUGUGGGACAUCCAGAGGGACCUGCGGGACAUCUAACAGACCACGAGGGGGCGACAUAACAUCAGACCUUCACUCUGCAGUCACAAAAAGCCAUUCAGUGUAUCUGCACCUCUCUCACUGCUUUCUGUAGAAUUUGGUCAAAUUUAGCAUUAGAUGUCACUUUGAACAUUUAUUUUUGUUGGAGAGGGGAUAGAAUGGUUUUAAAUUAACAAAGUGAUAUGUUUUAAUGCGUCGAGGUGCAAUG
Messenger RNA from Cyprinodon variegatus (sheepshead minnow), 1429 nucleotides. RefSeq names its product L-lactate dehydrogenase C chain. The record is from RefSeq and is a predicted model, not a curated record. Gene Ontology annotation, biological process: carboxylic acid metabolic process. Gene Ontology annotation, molecular function: L-lactate dehydrogenase (NAD+) activity. Gene Ontology annotation, cellular component: cytoplasm. Lineage: Eukaryota; Metazoa; Chordata; Actinopteri; Cyprinodontiformes; Cyprinodontidae. Bases 217 to 1221 code for a protein of 334 amino acids. The transcript has 8 exons.